ACUGUAUCGUAAAUAUUUAAUAUAUUUUAGCAAUUUAUAAUUUAUUUUAUACGACUUUUUAGUACUUUUGCGCUGCUUCAUGGCAGUUUAAUAGAAGGUUAGUGAAUUAAUUAUUGCAGUGUUACGAUGAUUUCGGCGCAGGUUUGAACGCGUUGUCUGUUAUCGUUCGUUCGUCAGCGUGGGAUCACGAAUUGUGUAGUGUGUGGAUCGGUGGCAAAAUUGAUCAUUGGCAUGGCGGAACUGCUGCUGGAUCCUAACAUCCGCACAUGGGUCUUCGUGCCCAUCAUCGUGGUAACAUUCUUCAUCGGGAUCAUUCGCCACUAUGUGUCUAUUCUGCUGACAUCCCAGAAGAAGGUUGAGCUGAAACAAGUCAUGGACACACAAGCACUGCUGCGCAGUCGCAUGCUGCGCGAGAACGGCAAGUACAUCCCCAAGAACUCCUUCCUCAUGCGCAAGCACUACUUCAACGAUAAAGAAACCGGGAUUCUCAAGGUGGCGCAAGAUCGGCCGGCUCCGGCGGCCAAUCCAAUGCAAGAUCCCAACACGCUGCAGGACAUGCUGAAGGGUAACCUGGUGAACGUGCUGCCGAUGAUAGCCGUGGGCGGCUGGAUUAACUGGAUCUUCUCGGGAUUUGUCACUACCAAGGUGCCAUUCCCUCUGACCUGGCGCUUCAAGGACAUGCUGCAGCGGGGAAUCAACCUGCCGUACCUGGAUCCGUCCUGGGUUAGUUCUGCGUCCUGGUAUUUUCUCAAUGUGUUCGGUCUACGGCAGAUCUACUCGCUGGUGUUGGGUGCCGACAACGCGGCUGACCAGACCAAGUUCAUGGAGGACCAGGUCAACGUGUCCGGUGCGCCUCCUGAUCCCAAACAAGCCUUCAAGGCUGAAUGGGAAGCGCUGGAGCUGUGUGAACACCACUACGCCCUCCGCGGCAUCGAAGAUGAACUGUUGGCCCAGUAUCCACUCGGCGGUGCGCGACUCCACGACAAGUCCCAAUGAAGAGGAAACAGAGAAGGCCACAAGAGUCUGCCUGGUGUAGCGAUGUGCCUGACAGCUGCAAUCGCGGGCCAUGCCAUCGCUGCUGCUUCUCAAUGAGCAUCCAUCCCAUCCAUCCACUCCCCUUCUCUCCUUUCCUUCCCAGUCUCCCCAGCAUCUUCUGAUCCUUGAUCAUUAGCCAUGUUCAACCAAAGAAUAACAAUCGCAGUCGUUUCUUAGAACAUGUCAAGAGGCUCUUGCUGCUUGUAAGUGUAUACGCGAUGAAUGUCAGUGUUUAGUGUUGAAAUUGUGCGGGAUCGUGUUAUACAGCGAACGGUGAGUGUUCGAGAAGUGCAUUAUUAUUAAAUUUUACUGCUGC
Molecule: messenger RNA, 1351 nt
Organism: Paramacrobiotus metropolitanus
Lineage: Eukaryota; Metazoa; Tardigrada; Eutardigrada; Parachela; Macrobiotidae
Product: ER membrane protein complex subunit 3-like
Exons: 7
Coding region: 232-996 (254 amino acids)
Biological process (GO): protein folding in endoplasmic reticulum
Cellular component (GO): EMC complex; membrane
Source: RefSeq, a predicted model, not a curated record